Photinus pyralis (common eastern firefly) is the source of this 1617-nucleotide messenger RNA. RefSeq names its product putative leucine-rich repeat-containing protein DDB_G0290503. The record is from RefSeq and is a predicted model, not a curated record. The coding region runs from base 331 to 1617 and encodes 428 amino acids. NCBI's taxonomy places the organism in Eukaryota, Metazoa, Arthropoda, Insecta, Coleoptera, Lampyridae. The transcript has 5 exons.
ACUAAGCCCCUCACCCGCCAUCUCGGCGAUAAAACGGUAGAUGGCAGAGGUACAGAGGCGGUCUUUUGCGGUCGCAUUUUAAAAUUCUAAUAAUCCAUUAUUAACGCGGAAGCGCAGAAGAGUUAAUUAGUACAUUUGUGACUGUGUGUGUUGUGGUAACGAAGACAUUAAUCAAUUAAGAGAUGAUAAUUAAAGCAACCCGCAUUAUACGAGAGUAAAACCCGCUUCGUUCUAUUAAUUGCUGGAACAAAUACAAAUAUAAAAAAAUCAUUGAACUUAAAGUUCAUAGAGUCAACCACUAUCGAUACUUAUCUAACUGCUAUAAUUCGGAUGAUGUGCGUGCGGGGUGGUAUUUUCUUCGUACUGCUUGUGUGCGUCUUUCAGGCCGAUGGAGCGCCCCGGUCCGUGACCAAUGAAGACAUUCGAGAUGCCAUCCUAUCAAUGGUCAACGUAAUCCGUUCCACGGAAGAUAAGCUAGAACGACACGAAUUUCGAGAAAAAACUCUGGGAGAUCAGUUCAAAAGAGUCCUGUCAAAUAUUGACAAACGUCAAAAACAAUUAGAUUCGGUGAGAGGAACGAUAGGUAGACUCGAUCAGAGGUUGGCCACCGUCGAGACCAUUCUCCUGCAGAAAGAUGAAAGAGAGCGGAUUCAAGUCCAGAAAGUUUUUGACAUGGUGGAGCAGAUCCAUCGAAGUCUACCGCAGCUGUUCGAAACGUUAAAGAAUGACAUAACGUCUUCGUUUUCGAGCACCGAAGAAAAACCUCAGGACGCGCCCCAUAAUGCAGAACUCGAAAAGCUCCAAAAAGAAAUCGCGACAAAAAUCGACCACACCUCGAGCACGGUUAAAAACAUCGAAGGGCAACUGUCCCAGAUACGAGAGGAGAACAAAAACAACUUCAGCGGGACCCACAAGUUCAUGGAACAGUAUGAUACCAAGCUGGACGAGUACAACAAGCACAUUGACGUUCUACCCACGAGAUGCAAACAGGAGACCGACACUCAGACGGACGUCAUCCUCAAGGCGUUACAAAACCAAGAGCUGCACAUAAAAAAAAUGCAGGCGGAAAUCAGCGGCGCGAACGCCACAAUUAAGGAGCUUCAGCAUAAAAUCGUCACGAUUCAUGACAACCUGGAGAGCGGCCAGAAGGACGUAAAGGACAACCUCAAGGAGCUCAUGAACGACAGCAAGCAGAAUUACAAGAGCUACGGUAGCCAGUUGGGCGCGUACAAAGAGAAAAUUGACGCUAUACCGGGGACGUACAAAAAUGAGACUGAAGCGCAAACGAAGGAACUGCUGAAGGGUAGGAGUUUUGCAUGUUUUUUUUUGCGUGGGGUUAGUUUUGAAUUCGCAACCGAAAAUAUAUUAACUUAUGAAAAGUUUGUUAGUAUAAUAGGGGACGAUAAGCUAAAAAUAAUAUCAGCUCUAGAUGAUACGGCGUCCCAUGAAGAUAUGUUGCUUCAUAAAAUACUUAGAGAAUUUGUUGCCCAACCAGAUCAAGUAGAUACUGCAAAUAAAGAAGAGGCCAAAAGUUUAAGCGAAGAUGAAAAAUCGGGAGCAGAAAUAGUCGAAACCAAAUUAGAAUCAAAAUCAUCAACAUUCUCCAAAUUGCUCUAA